This is a messenger RNA of Aureobasidium subglaciale EXF-2481, 1077 nucleotides long. RefSeq lists its product as uncharacterized. The transcript is spliced from 2 exons. The record is from RefSeq and is a predicted model, not a curated record. Bases 1 to 1077 code for a protein of 358 amino acids. Gene Ontology annotation, molecular function: oxidoreductase activity, acting on NAD(P)H. NCBI's taxonomy places the organism in Eukaryota, Fungi, Ascomycota, Dothideomycetes, Dothideales, Saccotheciaceae.
AUGAAAGCUUUCGCGACGAACCAAAGAUCGAUGGCAGGCCUUGUUUAUAAAGCCGCGACGAAGUUCAGCGUCGCGCACGAUGUGUCGGUUCGACAAAUGCCAACACCAAUACCUACUGCGACCGAAGUUCUUGUCAACGUCAAAGCAGUAGCACAAAAUCCUACAGACCACAAACACAUUGAUCUUCUCGGACAACCCAACAGUAUUCUCGGGUGUGAUUAUGCCGGUACCGUGGAAUCCGUUGGUGCUUCAGCGAAGGGGAACUGGAAAGUCGGCGACCGCAUCGCAGGAGUCACGCACGGCGGUAUCUACAGCAAUCGCGGCUCUUACGCCGAAUACCUCACCAUCGACGGUGACCUGGCCUGGAAGAUCCCAGACUCUGUGUCUUUCGCGACAGCGUCUGUGUACGGUGUUUCCGCUGUAUCAGCCAUGCAGGCGCUAAAUCUCGUCCUCGGACUACCAUGGCCAGGCGAGAAACCAGUGAAUGCUGGGAAGGAGAUCUUCAUCUACGGAGGCAGUACUUCUGCCAGUCUCUUCGCUAUCCAAAUUGCCAAGCUGGCUGGUCUGCGUGUCAUCACAACUUGCUCGCCCCACUCGAACGAUCUCGUCAAGUCAUUUGGUGCGGACGAAGUCUACAACUACAAGGAAAAGACCAGUCUGGACAAGAUAAAAGUCGCACAUCCCAAUAUCGCCAUUGCAUUCGAUGGUUUCAGCGGAGCAGGAAGCAAUGAGUUCUGCUGCAACGUGGUUGUCAAGGGUGGAAAGGUCGUUUCCCUUGAUCCUACCGCAAAGAGCAGCGUCAAGAAUGUCGAGUUCGAGACUAUGAUCAUGUACACGGUGUUUGGUCGUGCUUUCCAGUUGGUCCCACCGAUUGGACCAAAAUUCCCCACCAAACCUGAUGACCGGGCUGGGUUGGCGAAGUUCUACGAGAUGCUUCCGAAGCUGGUAGAGGACGGGAAACUGAAGGCACCUCCAAUCAAACACAGAGGUACCGGGUUUGAUAAGAUCGAAGAGGGUCUUGCACUGUUGAAGAGCGGCAAGGUAUCUGGGCAGAAGCUAGUGUUGGAGUUGUGUUAG